Messenger RNA from Ichthyophthirius multifiliis, 837 nucleotides. Its product is annotated as leishmanolysin family protein, putative. Gene Ontology annotation, cellular component: membrane. Lineage: Eukaryota; Ciliophora; Oligohymenophorea; Hymenostomatida. Gene Ontology annotation, biological process: cell adhesion; proteolysis. The record is from RefSeq and is a predicted model, not a curated record. Gene Ontology annotation, molecular function: metalloendopeptidase activity. The transcript has a single exon.
AUGGAAUCUAUAUUGUCUAUUUUUACUAUUGCUGUAUUAAAAGAUACUGGUUAUUAUGCUGAAGUAAAUGAAAGUAUGGCUAAUAAUAUAUAAUGGGGAAAAAAUAAAGGAUGUGAUUUUGUUCUUAAAGCUUGCUAAUCUGGUACUUAUUAUUCAGAGUUUAGUCGAACAGAAUAUUGUCGUGGUUAAUGCUCUUCAUAAAAUUAUGGUUAUGGGGAAGUUGUUUAAAAUAGUUUAAUGGAUAAUUGCAAAAAAAUUAACAAUUCAGUUUUAUGCGAAGAUUAUUCAAACUUAAAAUAGUUUCAUGAUAAUCUAUUGUAAUAUUAUGGAGUUAAUUCUAGAUGCUUUCGAUCUACUGCUAAUGAUGGAUUAUAUAAUAAAUUCCAUUAAACUACUCGUUGUCAUCACGUUAUAUGUUCUCCUGAUUUUACUUAUAUUACAAUAGGUUUUCCUGAUUAACGAUUUCAAAAAUUAGUAUGCACAUAAUAAGAUUAAGGAAAGUAAAUGGAAGUUGUUAAAGAAAAACCAGAAUAUGGAUUCAUUGAAUGUUCUGAUAAUUAAAGAGAAUUUUGUAGUUAUACUCCGGAAUGUCCUUAUUAUUGUAACUUAAAGGGUAUUUGUAUACAUGGAGAAUAUAAAUUCUCACAUGGAUGGUCGGGAACUUAUUGUUAAGUCUAACUAAAAAGAUUUUGUGCAUAAUUUAUUUUAGAUGAUGAUAGCUAAAAAUGUGUUUAAUAAUGUCCCUAAGGUAAAUUUGCAAACCCUGACAAAUUCUGUAGAGAAUAGUGUCCUAAUGGUUAUUACUAAGAUAAUAUAAAUAAUAUAUACUAAAUGUGA